AAAAAAAAAAACUCGAAUUUGAGAUAAUAAUCUUCCGAGCUAAGCUAUUCAGCGAUUUCGAAAUGGAGAAAAGUUAUGAUGAUGAUGAUUCUAGUUUUCCUCAUCCCGGCGGUGGCGACGGUGGAUUGAGCAGCCCCUUUUUCUUGGAUCAUGCUGGCGAAGUUUUGCUUUCUCGGAAUCAAGAUGGUUUGUCCUGGAAAUUUUUGGAUUCUUCAGAUUGUGAGGGAACGACUUGUUUAGGAAUUAUAAAUUCUGAAGAUUGCAAAACUGAGAUCAAAUUCUCUGAUAUUUAUGCUGUGGAGUUUGCUAACUAUGGCUUGGUGCAUAGUCCAAAGUCAGGCCUUAGACAUGCCAAAGAAUGUUUCCGGGAACGCUUGUUACAUACUCAAGAGAUGUAUCGGUUCACUGUGCACGGAUUUCAAAGUUCACCAAAGGAGCCUUGUCUUUGGAAACUUGCGGCAUUUACUUUUGGGCAUAUGGAUUUGCAGACGUGCCAGAGUUGGAUGGAUCAAUUGAAUUACUCUUUGAUCAAGGAAGUGGAUAGACCAAGAAAUCUUUUGGUAUUCGUCCAUCCAAGAAGUGGCAAAGGAAAUGGCUCCAAGGUCUGGGAAACUGUUUCCAAGAUCUUCAUCCGCGCUAAAGUUAAUACCAAGGUGAUUGUAACAGAGCGAGCAGGACAUGCAUUUGAUGUAAUGACAUCCAUCCAAAAUAAAGAGCUCCAUUCAUAUGAUGGCAUCAUAGCUGUUGGUGGGGAUGGUUUCUUUAAUGAAAUUAUUAAUGGAUAUCUUUUGUCGAGACUUAAAGUCCCUCUUCCACCAAGUCCUUCAGAUAUUUUCAAUUCUGUUCAAAGUAGAGGUAGCUCCUCAGUUCAAGAACAAGGAGAUGCAGUUCAUGGGACUGACCAAAAGGAACACUAUCCUCUUCUUCCUGAUUCAGUUCAAGAGGUCAUGAAUUUCAGGACAGUCAAUGGCUCAUGUGAAGGAAUUGAAGAUCCCAAUCAUCCCUUCAGUGGUGGAAGGCCAAGAUUUGGCCUCAUCCCGGCAGGUUCAACUGAUGCAAUAGUGAUAUGCACCACAGGAGCUCGUGAUCCUGUAACAUCUGCGCUGCAUAUCAUUCUAGGCAGAAAGAUCUUCCUUGAUGCAAUGCAAGUUGUGCGGUGGAAAACGGCUUCAACCUCGACUAUUGAACCUUUUAUUCGUUAUGCAGCCUCGUUUGCUGGAUACGGGUUUUAUGGAGAUGUCAUUUCAGAAAGUGAAAAAUACCGGUGGAUGGGUCCCAAACGCUAUGAUUAUGUUGGAACUAAGAUAUUCUUGAAGCACAGAUCAUAUGAGGCAGAGGUGAUGUUUGAAGAAGCAGAUCCAGACAAUGGUAAAGCAACCACACACACGCGGAGUAAGACGUGGCCAUUUCGAAAUACCACAAGACCAGAGAAAAUACCAUGUCGUGCAAAAUGCAGCAUUUGUAACAGUAAGGCUGAGGAUGAAAAUAUUAUACGCACAACACCUAUCUCGUAUCCAGAAAAAACAAGAUGGUGUAGAACAAAAGGGAGGUUUCUGAGUAUAGGCGCUGCAGUGAUGUCAAACAGAAAUGAAAGAGCACCUGAUGGUCUUGUCGUGGAUGCACACCUCUCAGACGGUUUCCUUCAUCUCAUACUCAUAAAAGAUUGUUCUCGUCCCAAGUACUUAUGGCACCUCACCGAGCUUGCAAAAAGAGGUGGAGAACCUUUAAACUUCGAGUUUGUGGAGUAUCAUAAGACUCGAGCUUUCACGUUUACAUCAAUUGGGGAAGAGAGUGUGUGGAAUUUGGACGGAGAGAUCUUUGAGGCUCACCAUUUAUCAGCUCAAGUCUUGCGUGGCCUUAUACCUCUGUUCGCAUCUGGUCCAGAGAUAUAACAACAUGCAUGUGAAUGUGGUCCUAUAUGGACCGUUGUGCAUAGUGCAAGUGAUAAAGCUAUAUGAGACUGGAAACUAGAAAAGUAUAAUAGUGAACGUGGCAAUUUUACCAAGAAAAGAACUUAGCAAACAUAUUGUAGUAUCCAAAAAAAUUCAAGAUGUAAUGCUACCCUAUGAUCUCAUUAUUUAUGUUGUGCAGUCAGCAAUGGAUGAGUAACAUAAGUUUUUUCUUUUCUUUUAUUAA
Capsella rubella is the source of this 2136-nucleotide messenger RNA. RefSeq names its product ceramide kinase. The transcript has 13 exons. NCBI's taxonomy places the organism in Eukaryota, Viridiplantae, Streptophyta, Magnoliopsida, Brassicales, Brassicaceae. The record is from RefSeq and is a predicted model, not a curated record. Gene Ontology annotation, molecular function: kinase activity. The coding region runs from base 63 to 1892 and encodes 609 amino acids.